ACUUUAGACAUGGUCAUGACUCACAGACUCACAGACUCACAGUGAAUAUAAACAAACCCUUGGCCUUGCCUUGACAGAAUGAGAUUGAUAUAUCUGAAUUUACCUAAUUUAUUUUUCUUAUUCAGAUUUCUUUGGAAUGGUUAUUAGGGUUAAUAUACCAAGUUUCAGAAAAGUAAAAGAGGGAGAUGAUGUUUACACCGUAAAGUGCUUUCUUUCAAAUUUUUAUUUGUAAUUAUUAAUUAUUAGAAUUAAUCAUUUCAUUAUAAAAUUAUUUAUAGGCCGCCUCCACCCUUCACCCCACUUACUUUUACUAGUCCAACUCUAAGUUAGUUAAUCAUUAAGUUAAAAGAAAUUUUACAUCAGACUGUUGGCUUAUAAUGGUGAUGUUAACUAACCAGAUACAAUUUUUUUUUAAUGUUACUAACACAAAUAUUCUAGGGAAGGUCUGAGAUAACUCUCUUAUGAGCCCCCCCCUCCCCCCCCCUCCCGCUAGUAAAUUGACUUAUCAACAACUCCAUCUGCUGCUGAGCCUGAGCCAAAUAACAUUUUCCUCACAAAGGGCUCUCCAAACACCCUGGCGUCUCCCGGGACAUCUAGUGAGGGACUUGGGUCAACAGGUGUGCUAAUGUCUCCGGGACCAGGUUGCAAUGCGGGCAGGUGUAGGCGUAGGAUCCCUGUUGUUGUCCAGUCGGCGGAAGAAUGUGCCACUAUGGCAUGGGGCAAUGCUCGGUGCGCAUUAGCGUCACUAAGCUCUGCUGUCAGCAGCUUAACCCCCACCAUGGGUCUUGUUUGUUAAAAGUGGGCAAAUUUGGAAAUACGCCUCUGGGGUCGUGUUGUCUGCCCAUUGCCUGUACCACUUUGUCCUGAAGUGGUCCCUAGCCAGUUCUUUAUUCCCAAAUAAGUUAUUGGUACUUCUGGUUGAGGCUGGGCAGCUCCGGGGUUGUCCAGAUUGUCCACUUUCUCAUUACCACUAACGUUGACGUGACCUGGGAUUCAUUCUAAGACUAAAGAAUUACUAAGAUAACAAUAUCACUGAUCACCUUUUUCUCACCUUGCCUUAACUUUAACAUACUUAACCUCACCAUUUUUAUUAUGUUCUCUUUUAUAAUAUUAAUUUUGCAUAAAUUUAUUUUUUAAAAUUCAUUUUCAUUCAUGUUCAGUUACAACAAAUACAAUUGCAAUAAAACUAAAUAACUAGGUUAAACUUAGACUACUAAGACAUAGCAUUCCUUGAUAUCUCACACUUUUUCCCUUGCUUAAGUGUGACAAAAAUAAGUAAUUCUUUAUUAAAUAGUUAUUGUGACUCAAUGAGGAGAGCAUGAUGAUUAUGAAAACAAAGGUGAAAGGAGUAAAUGAAUCAUACUUUUACUUGUAACUUUAUAAAUUACUUUCUAUCCUUUCUCAGGCUUUUUCAGUUGAUGUAUGGAUUGCUGGACGACACCAUGUCAUUGAGAAACGCUAUUCUGAGUUUGAAGAACUUCAUAAACAAGUAAGGAAAAAACAUGUAGAAAGAAAUGUCAAUAUUAGUUUUAAUUUUAGUAAAGCAGCCUACCAUAGAUUGCAUAUUAAUUUUAGGAAGUGUGUGAGUGUGAGUUUAUGUCUGGGUUUUUGUGCCUUUUUUUUGGUCUCAUCUGCUGUCAAUAUUGUCAAUUUACAAUUAUAAUGGUAAUUUUUUUUUUCAGCUUAAAAAGAUUAUAAAAACACCAGAAUUUCCACCAAAGAAAGUUUUGAAAUGGAAUACGAAAGUUCUAGAACAACGUCGACUUGGACUUGAUACUUAUUUUCAAGUUAGAGUUAAUGGAUUUCUUAAAUAUGUUUUAUGGAGCAUCGCCUAAAUAUUAAUUCUCUAAGUCUAAGAGAUGUUUAGGAUCAUUUUGUUUAAGUCUAAAUCUCACCGACAUCAGCAUGAUGAAAUAAUUAAUGUUUAAUUAUUGCAAAAUGAAUUCAGUACUGUUAAUAUUACAAGCUAACAAAAUAAUAAUAUAUAUUUAUCAACUUUUCUGUUUUAAUGAAUAUUCAGUUGGAAAUUAUUAUAUAUUGUCUUCUCUGUCCAUCAUUUUUUUACUCGUACCGGUAUUUAAAGAGGAGAAAUAAUAUGUUAAUUGGUUUUGAAGUUUAAAAAAAACUUUAAUUAUAGUUUUUAAAAGUAAAAUUUCAUAUAAGAAAAAAAAAAUCUACUGCAUUUAUUUGAUCAGUACCAUUUCAUUCCCACAGGGGGUCCUAGAGCAUGAACCAACACCCAAUGUGCUCCUCUUGUUUCUAGAAACUGACAUGUUAGAUCAUUCCAUGGAGUAAGCACCAUAAUUUCAUUUGCUAAUAAUAUAGCCUUUAUGAUUUAUAUCUCAAACCUUGCAGUGUAGACAACUAUAAACGAUUUGAAUUUCUAUACUAACAACUAUUUACUAAGAAGAUUAUGUUCAGUCCCUUUCAAACUUUAUUUGCCAGUCAUCCCAUUCAUGUUUUUUUUUUCAUUAGUAAAUUAUAUCUCCACGGAUACAGCAAUCAACAAUUAUUGCAUAAUUGUCAAGAAGUUUCACAUUUUAUAUUUGACAUCUGACCUGACAUAUAAAUAUAGCUUUUUUGGAUGUUCUCCAUGUUUUCCUAAUCUGCAGUCAGAAUCAUUUGUAUCUAAUUUUUUUUUUUUAAUAAAUGACCUUCAGGAAUUACCUAAAAGGUGAUGAAGAGCAAAAGACUUCACAUCAAGCAGUAAUAACUAUAGAUGCAAGUUCUUAUCUUCAAAAAAGUAACAAAGGUGAGCAGACUAUUUUAUUUUUUGAUAAUAUAUCUAACACAAAGUCUAACAAGAAAGCUAACACAACGACACAGGAUCAUGCUUAGAUCUUCAAUCACAACUCGCAAAAAAAAAACAAAAAAAAACAUGGCUUCUGGGUACAAUAAACAUCGUCUUCUGGGUACAAUAUCAAUAAACACAGGCUUCUGGGUACAGUAAACAUGGGCUUCUGGGUAAUUAAAUACCGGCUUCAGGAUAUAAUAAACACUGGCUUUUACUCAAUGAUAAUAAAAGGAAAGUAAUGUUAACAAUACAAUGAUAUUAUUGAACACAGAUAAAGUUCAAAUGAAAUAGUGGUCCUUUUCUUGUUUAAAUCAUUGAUAUUUUAAUCCAAGAGUGCAACUGCAAUGUAAGUGCUUUUAAUUGAAGAUUAAGUUAAUUUUUUUCAUUAUCAUUACUAUGCAACUAUAUUAUUAUUAUGUAACUCGAGCAUUAAUCAGUGUUAAUGGAACUACCACUGGGAGCCAAUAUAUUUCAGAAUACCAGGGUUGGAGUCAGCAUAGUGACUCUGGUCAAAGUAAUUCAAAUGUGGAUCUGGAGUCCCUAUAUUAAAUAUAUUGUAAGGGGCUAUCCAUAUGGUACGACAGCUCUAAGAGGGCAACCCUUGAUGAAUUUAGAAAUUUGAAUAUGUACGUACAUUUAUUCACAAAUGUAUUUUGGUCGGCUACGCCAGUGGUUCUAGAUUUUUUUCAAUUUCCUGGCGCCCUUGCCAAAUUUAGGUUUUCACCAGGCACCCUGUGUUAAAUUCUGACACUUACAAGCACAUUUCAAAAUAGUAAAUACAUUUAAAAAAUAAAUUUUAAAAAGUGUUGAGUAAAAAUAAAUAAAACAUGUAUGCAGAUUGUCACAAUCAAAUGACGUGAUCGGUUAUGCUGUGGCAUGCGCUGAUGUUUGGGAUAUUUUGUGAGUGAAGGAUAGUAUUUUUUCCUUAUAUUUUCACUUUAAUCACAAAUUUAACUCAGCCACAUAUCCGCUGAGUGUUGAUUUAAACCAUUGAUAUAAAGGGUGUGUACAUUUUUGUGUGUCGGUGAAUAUUAUUUUUUUUAUAGCAGAGACUACUAUUGUUGAUAGGAGUGACAGAUAAUAGGAGCAAUUUAAUAAUUUCGCUAGGAGAGAAUCUUAGUAUUUGUUGUAGGAGAUUCUUUUUGACCAUCUGUGUAGUUUUUGUGAAUGCCAGUACUAGGUAAUAACUUAGAAGGCAUUUUAUGAAGUGUGCUUCACACAGUAUAUUAAUAAAUAAAUUUGAGCUUUUAACUGGUGAUCACUUGAUUUCACACUACACCUCAGCCUUGUGACAGCAAAAGACUCUUACAUUGUUUUUUGUGGCCAAAUUGAGGGGACUUACUCCUAGACAACAUACCAUUCGCCACACAAUCUUUAAGCAUGAUAUAGUAUAUUAACUGAAAAGAUAUUGGUACUUCAGGGAGUUACUGUUGUCAUGGUGGUUUUAACAUCCUGUUAAAAUAGUAUCACUAUCAUAGUACACAACCCAAUUUGUCAAUUUAAAAAUGGCUCAUACAUCGGAUAUCAAAAGCUCAUUGUUCAUGGAGGGGCAUCCAAAAAAAAUUAUCACAAAUGUAACUUGUUUUACCUUUGUUCAAUAUGCAUGGCCUCUAAUGGACUCACCCUUGAAAAAUUAAAGAGAUGUUGCUGUAACUUACAUUAUUAUGGUCUUCAGUGUUAAUGCACUUUUGUAUUCUCUUAUUAUCAAAUAUUUGAGACCACUAAUUUCUAUAAACAAAUUUCUAAAAAAAGUUGAAAAUGAAUUCAACUAUAACUCUCUUUUCAGGUUCACUGCCAAACAUUGUCAGUGAAGGUGUAACUAUGGGAUUGUACUCUACAGCAGCACUUGACUAUCCAAGAUGACCAAUGUGAACUUUGAUAGUUUCUGUCUCACUGACUCUCGAAUUAAGUACUCCUAAAUGCAGCAAUGCAAAAAUUAAGUCCCAAUAUAUUGAAAGGUUUAUCAAAGAGCAAUUUUUUUUUUUAACUUGUACUUUUUUUUUAACAUGAAAAACAAAAAGAAUCAAGAAAAGACAGAAAAAUAUUAAAUUUUUUAAAUCUAAAUCUAAUUGAGCAUUUUUAGUGUUGUCAUAAAAAUUGUGUUAGGGUUAGGAGAGAGCAUCCCCAAUUCUACCAAUGACAAAUUCCAAGCCAAGUUCUAAUGAAUGUUAGAAUCUCACCCUUUACUGAACAUUUAACAUUGUAUACCAAUGUCCACUGUUAUCUGAACAGCCAAAACGGAUAGUCGUUAUGAAAUAAAUGGACAAUAAGCUAACAAUAUUACAAAAGCUUGAAUAGUUAAUAUUGUGAAAAUACUUUUUAAUUUAAGUUAGAAAUAACAAUGUGGCGGCUACAUCUCUGAACUUCUCAUCUAAAGUUACCCAUACUUGACAUAACAUGCAUUCAAAUGCUCUUUUUAACUUAAGAAUCUUGAUUAGUCCUAACAUUUGGGAUUUCAUUGUGCACCUAUUUAACAAUGCAAACACACACCAAGAGAAAUAUUUAUGAUUAAUUCUGUGUAUAUUUAAUUUUAUGUUAAAUUACUAUUUAAACAAUAAAAUUUGGAUUACAUUAAAUGUUUUUAAGUUCUUUAAUUUGUUACCUUUCUACAUAUACAAAAAAAAACAGAUAAACUUUGUGAGAUAUUUUAUUGGAAAAAUCUUUCAAACUACAGAAAAUGGAAUUUGUGAGUCGAUACAUUACAAUGUAAUUUUUAUUUUUGUGUAAACUAAAAAAUAAUAGAUAUUCUUCACAAUGGGAAAGAAGGUUUUCCUU
Molecule: messenger RNA, 5569 nt
Organism: Lymnaea stagnalis (great pond snail)
Lineage: Eukaryota; Metazoa; Mollusca; Gastropoda; Lymnaeidae
Source: the annotation of a GenBank genome assembly